Molecule: messenger RNA, 722 nt
Organism: Dicentrarchus labrax (European seabass)
Lineage: Eukaryota; Metazoa; Chordata; Actinopteri; Moronidae
Gene: pin4
Product: protein (peptidylprolyl cis/trans isomerase) NIMA-interacting, 4 (parvulin)
Exons: 4
Coding region: 118-501 (127 amino acids)
Biological process (GO): rRNA processing
Molecular function (GO): DNA binding; peptidyl-prolyl cis-trans isomerase activity
Source: RefSeq, a predicted model, not a curated record
AAAGGAGCUGUCUGCGCAGGUUACUGCGCAUGUUAAUCACAACAUAGUAUGAGCGCAUGCUACUGCAGGUUUCAUCCUCUUCAUUAGUGCUUGAUUUUCUUUAUACAUUAAUCUGAAAUGCCACCAAAGGGCAAAGGUGGCAAAGGUGGUAAAGGAGCUGCUUCAGGAAGUGCAGACGCAGACAAGAAAGAAAAAGCACCAAAGGGAGGAACUGCUGUGAAGGUUCGACAUAUCCUCUGUGAAAAACAUGGAAAAUGCAUGGAGGCAAUGGAGAAACUGAAGGCUGGAGUCCGUUUCAGUGAAGUAGCAUCACAAUACAGUGAAGACAAAGCUAGACAAGGAGGUGAUCUGGGGUGGAUGACGCGAGGUUCGAUGGUCGGACCUUUCCAGGAGGCAGCUUUCGCCCUACCCAUCAGUUCCAUGGAUAAACCUGUGUACACAGACCCUCCUGUCAAGACAAAGUUUGGGUACCACAUAAUUAUGGUAGAGGGGAAAAAGUGACGUGGCUCAACGCUUGAAAUGACAAAUCCCACCGUGUGCUAUCUUGUAAAACUGAUUAUCUCCUUUUGGUUAAAUGCACACUGCCUUACUGACAGUUCAACCUGAGGGGAAGUAUUCUUAACUUUUACAUUCACAUAAUUCACCAGAUUCUCUGAUAAAGUGUGUGGGAAUCAAAUCACAAAUGGACUAAAUAAAUGCAUUUUCAUUGAAGUAGUACAAAA